Lingula anatina is the source of this 1080-nucleotide messenger RNA. RefSeq lists its product as uncharacterized. Gene Ontology annotation, cellular component: membrane. Gene Ontology annotation, molecular function: G protein-coupled receptor activity. NCBI's taxonomy places the organism in Eukaryota, Metazoa, Brachiopoda, Lingulata, Lingulida, Lingulidae. Gene Ontology annotation, biological process: G protein-coupled receptor signaling pathway. The record is from RefSeq and is a predicted model, not a curated record.
AUGAAUCAAUCCAAUAUCUCUGAUUGGAACCCCACUUACUGGUCCAGCUUUAUCCAGAAUCCGCCAGACAUGGCUGAGUGGGGGUUCUGGCUGCGUUUUAUCGGGCUCCCCUUCGUGAUCAUUCUGGGCCUCUGUGGCAACUGCACUGCGUUUCUUGUGAUGUGCUUCUCACCGUUAAGGAAGCAUUCCUACAGCUACUACCUGGCGGCACUCGCUGUAUUUGACACUUGGUCUUUGGUAAUUCGUUCCCUACACUGGAUAAAUCUCCUGCAGCAGCUUCGAGGGCGUCCGCCACUGGUGGUGUUCGAGUCCACGCUGUCUUGCAAGCUAAGCGAAUACCUGUUCACCGCCGUUCACAUCUGCUGCUCUUGGCUGAUAGUGCUGAUCGCAAUGGAGCGACACUACGUCGUCUCCUCUCCACUGCAGGCCAGGAAAAAUUGUACGCCAAAGGUGUCCCGAGCAGCUGUGGGGUGUCUGGCCCUGGCAGCCCUGAUGAUCGAAAUCUACGCCGCCGUGUUAACUGACUACCGACCCGGCCUGGGGUGCGGGAUGACAGACUCUUACAUCGUGUGGCAUUACGUGAUCGCCACCAGUUUCGUCAGCAUGCUGCCCCUGAUCCUCAUCUUGCUCUGCAACAUCCACAUCACUUACCUACUCCACAGGUUGGACUAUAUCACCAACAUUUUCCGCAACGAUCACAAAACAAAGCGAGUCACCUACAUGCUGUUAAUGGUGUCGGUGGCGUUCAUAAUCCUGGUGAUGCCGAACGCGCUGCUGGGCUUAAUCCUGACCAUCCGCGUGGACUGGAUACCGCAUCUGGUCAUGCUGGCGCCCCCCUUCAACUUGCUGUGGGACAUCAAUUUCAGUAUUAACUUCUUCAUCUAUGUCAUAUCGGGCGUGGAGGUUAGACGGGAGCUCAGAGGGAUGUGCUGUUCUCCCUGCCAAGGAAGUGAAGCGAUGGACAUGGUGUCCCCUAAACUGCCGGGAGGAUCUUCACAGUCUGUCCACCUGGAGACGGUGUCUGGCACCCUCUCUGCGCAGUCACAAAGCUCUGCUCUGUCUGCCGGCGAUUGUCCCUAA